Molecule: messenger RNA, 3267 nt
Organism: Neospora caninum
Lineage: Eukaryota; Apicomplexa; Conoidasida; Eucoccidiorida; Sarcocystidae
Exons: 7
Coding region: 1-3267 (1088 amino acids)
Source: RefSeq, a predicted model, not a curated record
AUGUUUUGCUGUGUCGUGCAGCCUCUGCUAUGCCCACCCUCGUGGGGCGUGGACGUCUCCGGUUCUUCUGCAACGCCAACUUGCUGCACGUCCCCGCGUCAUUCAUCUCCACCUUCUCCUUCCUCUUCUUCUCCCGCUGCCUCUUCCUCGUCCACUUUUGCUUCCUCUUCUUCCCCGUUGUCGGUUGGGGAGGGUACUGUGGAGUGGGGAGGAGAGCAGGGAGAGGCCGAGAGUCUGGUGCGGGUUUUUUCCGCGUUUCGCCGCCAGCUGGCCUCGGCGCUCUUGCCGGCGUCGUCGCCAGUAGCGCAUUUGUUUCGACCGCUGGAGGAACUUGGAUUUGUCUCCGGACUCGUCGAAACUUUGCAAGAACCCGAGGACAGACCUCGCAACGCCCCUCCUUCCCUCGCCACGCGUGUGCUCGUCGUCUAUCUCCACUGCUGGCUAGCCGCCUUCCUGCAUGCAUUCCAUGCCGACACGGUCUUCGCCUACUGCACCUGCGCGCCGAACGGGUCUCCCGAGCAGGAGCUUCACUCGCCUUCGUCUCGCCUUGCUUCUUCGCGGGAGACGACCCCUGACGCGAGGAGUUUCGACGUUCACCAGGACGAAAGCGAGCGCUUUUCCGCGUCUCAGGCGCGCGUGCGAGAAGGCGACCCGCCGUUUCCGCGAGAGGCUCGCCCUCGAUCCAAGUGUCGCGGGUGCGCCGCAGUGACGAAGCGGCUUCACGGAACAGCCAACUGGCGACGCUUUCUCGACCGAUACUUUCCUAUUGAGGUAGCCCGAUUCGCUUCCGUCGCCUCGGCACAUCAGUCUGCAGCGCGAGCCUUGACUGCGUCUUCGACUUCGUCCCCUCUCACCCCCGCUCUUCCUUCUUCCUCUCUUUCUUCUUCUUCUUCUUCUCUUUCCUCUCCUUCUUCUCCUUCCUUCUCUCUCCUGGCUCUUCCUCUCCGGCCGCAGCACCAGCUGGGUGUCGGGGCGGAGCCUCUUGACCCUCCUCGAGAAGCCGCUCUUCGGCAGGAGAACGGGCUCCCGCCGGAGGUCGGAGACAGAGGCGAGGGCGACUUGUCAAGGCCGUGCAUCCGCGAGGACACGCGAGAGCCUCUGACUCGCGGGGAGAGAGGCCUGGUGGCGGCGGAAGCAGCGUGGUGUCUUUUGACCCCCGCAAAGCGCUUCGAGGAGCGCCUCGAGCUCCUGCACGUUCGCAGUCGCGGGCUCAGAGGGCAGGAGUACAAACGUUUCGUGGAGGCGCGCACGCGUCAGCUGCUGAAGAAGACGCUCCAGUCGCUGCUCUUUCGAUCGGCCUUCGCCCAGCUCGCCGGCCACGUGUGGGGGGUAGGAGCCAAGGCGAAGGCGCUGGGCGUCGCCGGCGGCGAGAACGAAGAGACAACGAGCCAGGGACGCGAAGGGGCGAGCGAUGGAGCCGACGCAUGGGAUGUGCGUCGAGAAAAAGAAGGAAUCGAUAACGAAGAAGAAAGAGAGAAAGAAGACGGCAAGGGACGCAUCAGUGGAGUCCUCCCGGGGGGACAGAUCACCCAGCUGUUUCUCUUCAUCGUCAACGACCGCCUACAAACCUGUGCUGAGCUAGCGCUCAGGUGUAUGUACACCCGACGCGAGCGGGCACGGCAGAGGCGGGAGGCGAAGGCAGGGAAAGAUGCAGCGGACGGAGCUGCUGAGGAGGGGCGAACGGACGAGAAGGAUAAUGACGCGCCGUUCUCCAGCUGGAGCUUUCGGCAGAGCCGCGAGGCCCAGAGCGCCUUGCUGCCACUAAGCGCCGUCGUGCAGCUCUGGGGCCAGGACGAACACGAGGAGACCAGGGAGAAACAAAAGGGAGAAGAAGAACGAGCAGACGCCAUGGCCUGUGCUGCGAACCUUCUCUUCCACUGCGUCGACCAGCCGCUCUUCAAUGUCCACGGCGCAUUUCCCCUCUUCUCGGCUGCAUGCGCGGCGGUCGACUGUAGCACCAAGAAGAAGAAACGGGGCCGUCCUCCUUCCUCGUCCGGCUCGUCUCCAAGUUCGCCGAGCGCUGCGCGAGAAGCGAGGGUGGCCACGCGUUCUGCCUGGCCUUGCGUGAAAUCGGAGGAAACUGGCAGCGCGGUCAAGGAGCGACGCGCAGCCUUCCAGGGUGUGCGCGAGAAAGACGAGAGAGAAAGCCAGGCGAGAGAGAACGACUCCGCAGGCUCGUCGACACUCCCUUUGGCGGGCGCUCGGAUGCGUGGAGACGCCGACGAGGAGACCGAAGCAAGUGCCCGGUGGUCGGCUCUCGUCGAGGCCGCUGUCGAGUUUUGCGUCCGCAGAGAAGAAGAUGCUCCUCCCCUUUUUUCUCCUCCUUCUUCUCCUUCUUCUCCGUCAGCUUGCAAGAGGGAGGCGCGUGGCGUCAAACGGGGGCGGAGACCGACCAAGCACAGGCUCAGUUCCAGCGACGAGGAGCCGGAGAAACAGGCAGAGAGAGACGGAGACAAAUGGCGUUUUCCGGGCAUCGAUUUGUGCGGCGCGUUCGUCGCGGUGCGCGUCCAGCAACUCUGGAAAGCUAGCCAGGGCCAGGGGGACUGCCGAGAGAUGGUCAAUCAGGCGCUGCGGGAGUGGCGGGUUGCCGGCGCUGCCUUGGCCUCAAGCGCUGCCCCCACGGACGAACAUGACGAAAAUGCCGGAGGCGGAGAAGGCGACGCAUGCAAAGAAGAGAAAGAAGAUGCGUGCUCAGAGUCUAUCAGCCUCCUUCUCUCCCUCCACAACCAGCUUCGUCAGAUGUACGAGCACAUGGCGGCGGCGAGCCGCUUGACCGCUCUGCUGUCGCUUUUGCGAUCUUCGUCGCCAACUCUUCAGCAGCCGCGUUUCCUAAAUUUGCGGGAAGUGCUCGAGGUCAAUCGCCUCCUCCAAACGCAGGCUUCGCGGCUCUCCCAGAAAGCUGCGCUCUACCAAACGCGCGCCCCGAAAGGGAUGAAAACCACGCGGAAGGCAACGGAGCAAGGAGCGAGAGAAGACAGUGAACGAGGAGCGCGCAAAGAGAAGAACGAACAAGGAGAGGGAGAAAAGGAGGGACGGGGAGAGGCGCAAAACCAAGAAGAGGGAGGCGUGCAGAAUGAAGCAGAUCGAGAAGAAAACAAGACGCAGCGAGGCGGAGAGUGCAGUGGGGAGGAAGGGAAACGAAGACGAAGAGGCCGAUUCGACGCGCCAGACGAAAGUCGAGAAGAAACGAGGAGAGGGCGGAGACACGAAGAAGCUGACCGGGCGAAGCCGGGGCGAGCGCAACAAAGCGAGGGAACGCAUACGUGA